AGAGGAGAGAGAGAGAGAGAAAGAGAGAGAGGAGUGUGACUGAGUGAGUGAAUGAGUGGGAGAAACUCGGAGAGACCCGCUGCUGCGAGGGGGAAAUUACACCAGGAGAAAGAAGCAGGUUCUUGUUUCAAUAAACAGAGCAAAUAGCAAUUAUCCAUCCCCUUGGAUUAUCUUUAAACUUCACACGGAGAGAUAAAGCGGAGAUUUUGAUUUUAUAUACAAUAUCUGGAUUCGUUGUUGGGUCAAUGAAUUAAAAAGGGUAUAUUCCUUCAUUUGUUACACGCUGCAAAAAGCGAACCGAGGAAAGCGAAGUGCUCGCAAAAGCGGCGUGAGAAAUGCAAGAGGCGGAAGGACGGAGACGCGAAACACCUCUUCAGAUUCUUUCAUCUUGAGUACCCAGUGUGGCAAACCUAAUAGAUGAAACCUCAUAUAGUCAAAUGCUCAACAGGAAAUAAAGGAAAAGCAAUUUACAGCUAAAUGGUGUUUAUCUAUAAGUUUAUGAAGCCGGAGUAGUGGGGUUGGAGACUCGGGAGUGAGACAAGAAACAGUGCCACUCUGGAACAUGGUGCCUAUUUGCUGUCCAGCAGCACUGCUUGUGCCAGCAUUGGCAGCACUAGGCUGCUUGGUACUAUCCACAGCAGCAGACAGCUUGCCAAACUUUAUAAAAACCCCAGAGGACCAAAUUGGAAUUUCAGGUGGGGUGGCAUCUUUUGUAUGCCAGGCUGCAGGAGAGCCAAAACCCAGAAUCACGUGGAUGAAAAAAGGAAAGAAAGUGAGCUCUCAACGUUUUGAGGUCAUCGAGUUUGAUGAUGGAUCAGGGUCUGUCUUAAGAAUCCAGCCACUUCGGACUCAUAGGGAUGAGGCAAUAUACGAAUGUACAGCCACAAACAGCAUUGGGGAAAUCAAUACCAGUGCCAAACUAACAGUCCUAGAAGAGGAUCAGAUACCUCAUGGCUUUCCAGUAAUAGACAUGGGACCCCAGCUGAAGGUGGUGGAGAAGACACGCACUGCUACCAUGUUAUGUGCAGCAAGUGGCAAUCCAGACCCAGAAAUUUCUUGGUUUAAGGAUUUCUUGCCCGUGGAUACAGCGAGCAGCCAUGGGCGUAUCAAGCAGCUCCGCUCAGGUGCCCUUCAGAUAGAAAAUAGUGAAGAAUCUGACCAGGGCAAGUACGAGUGUGUGGCUACCAACAAUGCAGGAACUCGUUAUUCUGCCCCUGCCAACCUCUAUGUGCGAGUUCGCCGUGUUCCUCCUCGCUUCUCCAUUCCUCCCACUAACCAUGAGGUUAUGCCAGGGGGCAGUGUCAACCUAACUUGUGUGGCUGUGGGGGCACCAAUGCCAUAUGUCAAAUGGAUGAGUGGAGUUGUGGAGUUGACGAAGGAGGACGAAAUGCCUGUGGGUCGUAAUGUUCUGGAGCUCAACAACAUCCGUGAAUCUGCCAACUAUACCUGUGUGGCCAUUUCCUCCUUGGGGAUGAUUGAAGCCUCUGCACAAAUUACAGUCAAGGCAUUGCCAAAACCACCAUCAGUACCCAUAGUUACAGAGACUACAGCUACCAGUGUCACUUUGACCUGGGACUCUGGAAAUCCAGACCCUGUAUCCUACUAUGUUAUCCAAUACAAGGCUAAGUCUUCAGAUGGGGGCUACCAAGAAGCAGACGGAGUGGCCACUACAAGAUACAGUAUUGGAGGUCUUAGCCCAUUCUCAGACUAUGAAUUUCGGGUACUAGCAGUCAAUAAUAUUGGAAGGGGACCUCCGAGUGACAUAGUAGACGCUCGCACUGGUGAACAGGCUCCCUCUUCUCCUCCUCUACGGGUGCAGGCUCGUAUGCUAAGUGCUAGCACAAUACUUGUGCAGUGGGAGCCUCCAGAAGAGCCAAACGGGCAAAUUCGAGGAUAUCGUGUCUAUUAUACUAUUGACUUGCAGUUACCAUUGAAUGCUUGGCAGAAACAUAACACAGAUGACAGUCGCCUUACCACCAUCUCAGGCCUCGCUACAGGCUCCACUUACAGCAUCAGAGUUCUUGGCUUCACGUCUGUGGGUGAUGGACCACCUUCUGAUGUCCUUCAAAUUAAAGCCCAACAAGGGGUUCCUGCUCAACCUUCAAAUUUUCAGGCUGAGGCAGAGUCAGAUACUAGGAUUAUGCUGAGCUGGUUACUUCCAGCCCAAGAGAAGAUAACCAAAUAUGAGUUGGUUUAUUGGGAAAGUGAUUCCACAAACCAGCAGCAGCAUUUUACUCUUGACCCCACUGAUUCCUAUGCUGUAGAAGGGCUGAAGCCAGACACUCUUUAUAAGUUCAUUCUUGCUGCCUGUUCAGAUAUCGGUGUGGGAGUGUAUACACAGCCUAUAGAGUCUCGAACUGCACAAUCUACCCCCUCUGCCCCUCCUCAAGAUGUGCAAGGUGUCAGUCUGAGCUCCACCAGCAUCAAGGUGAGUUGGAUGGCUCCUCCAGCUGGGAGCCGCCAUGGAGCCAUUGUCCAGUACACCGUCGCUUACCAAGCUGUGAAUGGGGAGGACAACGAGAGGCACGAGGUGCCCGGAAUCCCAGCUGAGGCCUCUAGUUAUGUCUUGGAGAGCCUGGAGAAGUGGACAGAAUAUAAGGUGUGGGUGAGGGCCCACACCGACGUUGGGCCUGGACCAGAAAGCCCCGCGGUGCUUAUUCGAACUGAUGAAGAUGUGCCCAGCGCACCACCAAGAAAAGUAGAAGCCGAAGCUAUCAACUCAACAUCCAUUCGUGUCACGUGGAAGGCACCCUUAUCAUCCAAACAACAUGGGCUGAUUCGGGGUUACCAGGUCACCUACUCACGACUUGAAAAUGGCGAACCACGUGGACAGCCCCACAUUAAGGAUGUCAUGCUACCAGAAGCACAGUGGAAAGUUGAGGAACCAACGGACUAUGAGGCUGUAAUAACUGGACUAGUCCCAGAAACCACCUACUCAAUUACAAUAGCGGCAUACACUACCAAAGGUGAUGGAGCUCGCAGUAAGGCUAAGGUGGUCACUACUACAGGAGCUGUUCCAGGAAAACCUGUCAUGAUUAUCAGUGCCACUGCACUGAACACAGCUUUAAUCCAAUGGCAACCACCUAAGGAGAUGAUUGGGGAGCUUACUGGCUACCGGCUACAGUACAAGCGCUUAGAAGAGGACAAGUAUCAAGUUAUUGACCUCAGGAAGACAGAUGACCACUACACAGUCACAGGGCUCCACAAAGGGGUGACCUAUAGUUUCAAACUGUCAGCAAAGAACCGGGCAGGAAUAGGAGAAGAGUAUGUGAAGGAAAUAACCAUUGCAGAAGAUAUUCCCAGUGGAUUCCCUCAGAAUUUACGAGUGGUUGGCUUGACCACCUCAACAACGGAGCUUGCAUGGGAGCCUCCUGUCCUGUCUGAAAGAAAUGGCAAAAUCACACAGUACAGCAUUGUUUAUCGGGAUAUUAACAGUCAGCAGAACAACACCAAUAUAACAUCACAAACCCACAUCACACUCAUGGGCCUGAGAUCUGAUACCACUUACGAUAUCCGUGUCCAAGCCUUCACCAGCAAAGGAGCCGGACCCCUUAGCCCUAGCAUCCAGAGCCGAACGAUGCCUGUGGAACCAGUGUUUGCCAAGAGCUUCCGAGUAAAAGCAGUGAUGAAAACAUCAGUAUUAUUGACUUGGGAAGUGCCUGAAUCAUACAAGUCUCAAGUGCCUUUUAAGAUACUUUAUAAUGGACAGAGUGUUGAGGUUCAGGGAAAUUUAAAGCGAAGGCUGAUUACAAAAUUGCAGCCUGACACCGAGUAUUCCUUUGUUCUAAUGAGCCGUGGGAACAGUGCUGGUGGACUUCAGCAGGUGGUGUCUAUUCGGACUGCUCCAGAUGUCUUAAAGUCUAAGCCUGUCAAGUUCAGUAAGAGUGUGGGGGAAGAUGGAAAAUUAACUAUUGAACUUCCCAAAGUCCAGACCAAAGCACCUGUCAGAUGGUAUUAUAUUGUGGUGGUACCAGUUGUUCCAGAAGCUUCCAAGCGGUGGGAAAAUCCAGAGGAAAUGGAUAUAGAUGAAUUGUUAGAAUCAAGUCAAAACCCAGGAAUGAGGCGUCAGAGGAGACAAGUGGAAAGCCUAAAACCUUAUAUUGCUGCUAAACUGGAUUCUCUGCCUCCAACCUUCACACUCGGCGAUGAAAAGAACUACAACGGCUUCUAUAACAAGCCACUUCCUGGAGAUCAGAAAUACCUCUUUUUUGUCCUAGCAGCUCUGGAAGGCCGAGAUACUGAAACCUUUGCUGCAAGCCCCUAUUCAGACCCUGUUCAGGUUGAAAUGUACAAAGAAAUUGCAAAACAGCAGGAAGAGCCCGAAAUGCUGUGGGUGAUGGGACCUGUCCUUGCUGUGAUUCUGAUCAUCAUCAUUGUCAUCGCAAUCUUGUUAUUCAAAAGGAAACGUGCUUCGCCAUCCACUAAAGAUGAUCACUCAGGAGGUGUUAAAGAUUCUCUGCUGUCUCACUCUUCUGAUCCUGUGGAGAUGCGUAGACUAAAUUAUCAGACUCCAGGUCCAAGUGCCCCCAGUUGCCCGAACAUUUCAAGCAUGAGAGAACAUCCUCCAAUCUCUGUCACAGACCUCGCUGAUCACAUUGAAAGGCUGAAAGCUAAUGACGGGUUACGAUUUUCUCAGGAGUAUGAGUCCAUCGAUCCUGGACAGCAAUUCACUUGGGAGAAUUCAAAUUUGGAAGUCAACAAACCAAAGAACCGCUAUGCAAAUGUCAUCGCCUAUGACCAUUCCAGAGUCAUCCUCACCUCUGUUGAUGGCGUACCAGGCAGUGACUAUAUCAAUGCCAACUACAUUGAUGGUUACCGAAAGCAGAAUGCCUACAUUGCUACUCAGGGUCCACUUCCAGAGACACUCAGUGAUUUCUGGAGGAUGGUUUGGGAGCAGCGGACCAGUACUAUAGUAAUGAUGACCCGGCUAGAAGAGAAGUCCAGGGUAAAGUGUGACCAGUACUGGCCAAGCCGUGGGACAGAAACUUAUGGAAUGAUUCAAGUUACUACACUGGACACAGUAGAACUUGCAACGUAUAGCGUGAGAACAUUUGCUCUGUACAAGAAUGGAUCAAGUGAAAAAAGAGAGGUUCGUCAGUUCCAAUUCAUGGCUUGGCCAGACCAUGGAGUGCCUGAAUAUCCAACUCCCAUCUUGGCCUUCCUACGAAGAGUGAAAGCAUGCAACCCUACAGAUGCUGGGCCAAUGGUGGUACACUGCAGUGCUGGCGUUGGGCGGACAGGCUGCUUCAUUGUGAUUGAUGCCAUGCUUGAACGCAUGAAGCAUGAGAAGUCUGUUGACAUCUAUGGCCACGUGACUUGUAUGCGUGCUCAGAGGAAUUACAUGGUACAAACAGAGGACCAAUAUAUCUUUAUUCAUGAAGCCCUGCUGGAAGCAGCCACCUGCGGUAACACUGAAGUCCCAGCACGUAAUCUUUAUGCCCAUAUCCAGAAACUGACCCAGGUCCCUCCAGCAGAGACAGUGACCUCAAUGGAGCUGGAAUUCAAAAGACUGGCCAACUCCAAGGCCCAUACCUCAAGAUUCAUUACUGCCAAUCUCCCUUGCAACAAAUUCAAGAAUCGGCUGGUGAACAUCAUGCCAUUUGAGUCUACCCGUGUCUGCCUGCAGCCAAUCAGAGGGGUAGAGGGCUCAGAUUACAUCAAUGCCAGCUUUAUAGAUGGCUACAGGCAACAGAAGGCAUACAUUGCCACACAGGGACCAUUGGCUGAGACGACUGAAGAUUUCUGGCGAAUGCUGUGGGAACACAAUUCCACUAUUGUGGUGAUGCUGACCAAGCUUAGAGAAAUGGGGAGGGAAAAGUGCCAUCAGUACUGGCCUGCAGAGCGAUCAGCUCGAUAUCAGUACUUUGUGGUGGAUCCGAUGGCAGAAUACAACAUGCCUCAGUAUAUUCUACGUGAAUUUAAGGUCACUGAUGCCAGAGAUGGACAAUCCAGAACUAUUCGCCAGUUCCAGUUCACCGAUUGGCCUGAACAAGGGGUACCAAAAACUGGAGAAGGGUUUAUAGACUUCAUUGGCCAAGUACACAAAACUAAGGAGCAGUUUGGUCAGGAUGGACCAAUCACUGUGCACUGCAGUGCUGGUGUGGGUAGAACAGGAGUCUUCAUCACCCUGAGUAUUGUGCUGGAGAGAAUGAGGUAUGAAGGGGUGGUGGACCUUUUCCAGACCGUAAAAACACUGCGAACUCAGCGGCCAGCCAUGGUGCAGACAGAGGACCAAUAUCAGUUGUGCUACAGGGCUGCGUUGGAGUACCUAGGAAGCUUUGACCACUAUGCAACGUAACUCAUUCUGGGUGCCCGGCAACCUUCAGGAGUCGAAAAGUGUUCUUUCUGAGCCAUAUCCACCUGAGUCUGUACAAAUGCUGCCCGAAGCAAGGGGAGGGGAGGGAAAUGGACAUCCCAGCUGGCAAACCCUCUUGAAGGCAUUCUCUGUGGACUGGGAGAAAGAGAUUGCUUUAAACUCUCAGUGGGGGGAAAAGGAAAGAAAGAUGCCCCGCAUUCGAUGCAUUCAUCUCGUUUCUCUGCACAUAAACACUCACCAUGUAUUUUGUAUGCUACUGUAGCAAAUAUUAUUUUAACCUUUUUUAUUCUGUAGAAUGUGUUUUAGUUUUUAUUUUUUUAUAAUCAUUUACAGUACAAUUUUUUUUCUUGGUCUUAAUAUUGGCCUACCCUAUGGGUUCUCUUUAUUUUUUUUU
Erpetoichthys calabaricus (reedfish) is the source of this 6710-nucleotide messenger RNA. It is a transcript of the gene ptprfa, whose product is annotated as protein tyrosine phosphatase receptor type Fa. The record is from RefSeq and is a predicted model, not a curated record. Lineage: Eukaryota; Metazoa; Chordata; Cladistia; Polypteriformes; Polypteridae. The transcript is spliced from 35 exons. The coding region runs from base 563 to 6298 and encodes 1911 amino acids. Gene Ontology annotation, biological process: protein dephosphorylation. Gene Ontology annotation, molecular function: protein tyrosine phosphatase activity; protein binding.